AUGUGUUAUUUAGUACUUGACGGACUCACUGAAUUAUCAAAGAAGUGGAGCUGGGAUAUAACGAUGACUAUUCUCAGUCAUGCGAACAUCUAUCUUGGUGUGUGCUUAAGAUAUUGUUUUGACCACGCGGUUGUUAUGACGACAGGGAGGACGCGUGGCUCAGUAGUGCCUGGUCUCCGCCACCACAAAGAAGGCUGUAUCAUCGUCCUUGUAUUCUGUGUCAGCUGCUUUCCUUGCCCCUGGGAGAUGGAGGGCCCUGCGGUGGUGCAGGCUGUGGAGGAGGUGGGUCUGGAUAGUGCCCGGCAAGAGGUGGCAGCCCCGAGGGAAACCACCACCUUCACAGGCCUCGUACCCCACACCCAGGCCAGAGACGUGAGGCCAGGUAACCGUCCCUACAGUGCCGUAGACGUGACUGGGAUGCGGGAAAGGCUGGUGAGGGCAGUGUCCCCGCUGCAGACGGUGGAGGAGGCGCGGGCGGGAGAGUUUACGCCUACUCGCUGGUCGGGUCACCACCUGGACCGCCACACCCAUGCACAGGAUCUCAUGCAGCGCUCAGAAAAGCUGCGGGGUCGGAGCCGACACACGGAGACCUAUACGGAGGAACGCACCCAGUCAGCGGAGAACUCGGUGACUCAGGGGCUGGACCAGCGCCUCGCCUCUACCCUGGAGCUCCGCACACACCUCCACCACGCCAUCAACAACACCAUAGACGAACUGGCACUCCAGAACACCAUGAAAUCGCGGUUGCAGGUGGCCCUGUUUGCGCUGGAGCUGCCGGAGAGGAACAAUGAAGAGUGCAUCCACAUACGGAGAUUUCGAUACGGUGUGGACAGGACGCGAGACCCGGUGGUGUUUGCUCUCGACAAGGAGAAGGAGACGCUGAGGACGGGUCGCAGCCUCCUGACACAGACGCUGAAGGAGACGGAGGCACAAAUCAGUCGCCUGCUGGAGGUCAAAAGGCUAUUGGAACAUGAUUGGUCUGACAAACAGGAAGCAUUUCAGCUGGACCACUUCGCAGCCAAACUAGCCAAUGACCGCGUUAAGGCUCAGUUUAAGGCGGUGUCAGCUGCGCUGAACGAGGGAGUCUCUGUGCCAGACACGUGGAGUCUGCGCAGCAAGGAACACCUGGAUGUGUGUCGCAGGGAGAUAACGACGGGGAGUCAACUAAGGGGUGCUGCUGAUCAGGCGCUGCGGGACGUGGCGAGGGACGCCGAGGACACGGCAGAGGCGGUGGACGUGGCCCUCAACAUACGCAUCGCUGAGCUGAACGAAGCCAAAGGAAGACUUACGGAGAAGGACGGCAUGCUUCGUCAAGAGAUAGCACAGGAGGAGGUGAGCAUCGCGUCGCUGCGCCAGGCCCUGCAGGACAAGGAAUCGCCCCUGCAGGUGGCGCAGAGCAGACACUGGACGCGUUCCUUCAGGCCUGGUGCUGAUCGCUGCCUCGACCAGCCCCACUACAGUCUGAAGGACGAACUUCAGGAGUUGCCGCAGAGCAUCGCGUCCCUGCGAGAGCGGUUGAGGGCUAGCGAGGACACCCUAGAGGACCUGCACCGCCUUCAUGAGGACUUCGCCAAGGAUAUCCUCCACCGGGAACACACCCUGAGCCUGGAGCGUCGAUGCGUCACCGUCAGAAGUGUGAGACAGACACAAGAGAAGUUGCAGGGACUGUGAUGUGAAGAAUGGGAGUGAUGGAAGACGUAAGGGUCAAACAACUGAUGAUGACUCGUGCAGACCGUCAAUGAGUCUGUUAAUGAGUUUUAAUGUUAGUCAGUCAGUCAGUCAGUCCGGGCAGGUGCACAAGCAUGGUGUCAGUCACCUAAUAGUGUCACAGUAGUUAGUAGUUACCAGUCAGUUUGUAUGUAAAUCAGUGGGUCAUAUCGUUAAUUCAUACGUCAUUCAAUUUAUCAUUCUGUUAGUCAGUCAUUCACUCGAUCAUUCAGUCCUUUAUUCAUUCAUUCAGUCAGUCAUUCAGUUAUUCCGUCUGUCAGUAAUACAUUCAAUUAGUCAGUCAGCCAUUCAGUCAGUCAGUCAGCCUAUAUGUCAUUCAAUUAACUACUCACUCAGUCCUCUUUUCAGUCAGUUAGUCAGUCAGACCUUCAUUCAGUCAGUUAGUCAGUUAGUUAGUUAGUCAGUCUCGCCAUGUUGAUUCUUGUAACACUGUCGAUCUCUUUUAUACUUUGAAGAAUUUCAGGAUUUUCA
Portunus trituberculatus (swimming crab) is the source of this 2199-nucleotide messenger RNA. Its product is annotated as tektin-4-like. The transcript is spliced from 10 exons. Bases 1 to 1671 code for a protein of 556 amino acids. Gene Ontology annotation, biological process: cilium assembly; cilium movement involved in cell motility. Gene Ontology annotation, cellular component: nucleus; microtubule cytoskeleton. The record is from RefSeq and is a predicted model, not a curated record. Lineage: Eukaryota; Metazoa; Arthropoda; Malacostraca; Decapoda; Portunidae.